Messenger RNA from Paramecium pentaurelia, 684 nucleotides. The record is from the annotation of a GenBank genome assembly. NCBI's taxonomy places the organism in Eukaryota, Ciliophora, Oligohymenophorea, Peniculida, Parameciidae.
AUGGGAUUUGUAUUUUCUAAAAUAUUCAAUUCACUAUUAGGAUAAAAGGAAAUGCGUAUUCUAAUUUUAGGAUUAGAUAACUCUGGAAAGACAACUAUAUUAUGUAUUUAUUAUUAAUCUAUUUAAAAGAUAAAUUACAUUUGAAUGAAGUAAUCUAAACUGCACCAAGUAAAUAAACUAUAAUAAUUAUUAUAAAGCUAUGGGAUUUAAUGUGGAAACACUUACUUAUAAAAAUCUAAAGUUUCAAGUUUGGGAUUUGGGAGGUCAAAAUGCUAUAAGGUAUUCAACUAAAUGUAUACGUGUAGAUUAUAUUGGAGAUCUUAUUACCCAAAUACAAAUGGUAUUAUUUAUGUGAUAGACUCUUUUGAUUAAGGUAGACUAAAAACAUCAAAAGAAGAGUUAAUGACCUUAUUAUAAGAGGAAGAACUCAAAAAUGUUCCAUUAUUGAUUUUGGCAAAUAAACAAGUUUUAUUAUGGUUAUAUAUUUAAUUUUGCAGGAUAUGUAAGGAGCCUUGAGUGAAAUAGAAAUUUGUGAGUUUUUGAAAUUAGAAGAAGAGAAAUCAAGAAAUUGGACAAUGUAUGUGAAUUAUUAUAUAUACAAAAAUUAGAGUUAAAUGUAGUGCAUUAACAGGUUUAGGUUUAAGUGAAGGUAUGGAAUGGAUGGCAAAUACUAUGAAGAAAUGA